Parastagonospora nodorum SN15 is the source of this 1830-nucleotide messenger RNA. RefSeq lists its product as hypothetical. Gene Ontology annotation, biological process: DNA-templated transcription. Bases 1 to 1830 code for a protein of 609 amino acids. The transcript has 6 exons. NCBI's taxonomy places the organism in Eukaryota, Fungi, Ascomycota, Dothideomycetes, Pleosporales, Phaeosphaeriaceae. Gene Ontology annotation, molecular function: zinc ion binding; DNA binding. The record is from RefSeq and is a predicted model, not a curated record.
AUGGAGGUACACCAGUCUACUGUCUCUUCCACCACCGAUCUUGACUCGAGCGCCAAAUUCAUCCUUAUUUCACUUCAAAGAGGACCAGAGGAGCAUCUGGCAGAACUCAUCUCACUCAUUCGCAAGGAUCCUGCAACCGACAUUGCAAUCAUCGCUGAAUCGUGGCGGAAGACUGUCACCUUACCACCUAUUACGCAUUCCGAAACCCGCAGUCUGGAGAACGACCUGAGUGUCCUAGUAGGGAGGCCCGCUAUCACUAUCAACGGCCAGAGCAGGCACUUUGGACACUCUGCCGGCCUUGGUCUGGUCCCUGAGGACGAGAACUUCGGGAGUGGCCAAUCGAGGAUUAAUACUGUGCACCUCGAGCGCCAGGGGACGACAUGGACAGAUGUCACCAAAGAUGUGCGCUUUGUCGAAAAUCUGCUCGCAUUGUACUUCACAUGGAGCCACCCAUUCUACGUACUAUUCAGUCGCGAAUGCUUCUAUAAAGACUUCAGGGGUGGCAGAGACAAAUACUGCUCGUCUCUUCUGGUAAACGCCAUCUGCGCCUACGCCUGCCAUUUCACAGACGAUCCUGCAGGGCGGACGGAUCCUUCCAAUUUUCGCACUGCGGGCGACCACUUCUUUGCUGAAGCCAAGCGACUGCUCUUUGAGGACGAGAGACGUAUAUCACAGCUGCCUCGCGCGGCUAUCACACUGCACAAACCGAUCCUCGAUGAGGUCGCUCUUCCUGAAGCAUAUCCGGGUGCGCCCCGAAUGCAGGCACCGAUCGUGACGACACACAUGCUUUUGCAGGAAUUCACCUCCCUGUCCGAGCUGAUCAACGACAACAACUACAUGUUUUUUGCACCAAAGGAGCGGUUGACGAGCACGAAAUUGCUCGAUUGCUACCACAGAUACCAGGACUGGGCUAAGUGGCCAGAAGCAGCCAGAGCCGCAUACUUUAGUGCUGCAGUCGAUCUGAUCCACUCAGACGUGCGUCCGCGCGAUAUAUGCGUUGAAGCAGCUAACAAGGUAUCGGAAUUAGUUCGAACAUACCGAAAAUUCUACGACUUCCGUGUCGCGCAUCUUGCCAUCCCACACAUUCUCUUGUCCGUAUGCAUAGUGCAUUUGCUCUAUUCGAAAGACAACAAAACUUCGUACAAGAACCUCGUCGACGGUCUCCAGGGCCUCGAAGAUCUUCACGAAUGCCACUACUUUGGCGCCAGAAGUUUCCGCAUCCUGCACACAUUAGCGACGACAUGGAACCUUCCAUGGCCAGAGGAGCUGCACGACUCCAAGCUCAUGCCCAGAUCGAGUCUGGAGAAUUCCCACGGAGCUACCAGCCCCCCGGAUGAACCACUGCUCAUCGUUCCUAACACAGUACCCACAACUGGUCUCCGCGUAGGCCAAAACCUCUCAGAGUGGCCCACCACGAACGCCAACCGCCGCGAAUCUCUCUCCAUGUUCAGCAACCAAAGCUUGCAACUCGCCACCCAUCCAGCCAUCGCCCGACCCGGCAGCGUCUCUGUAUCUCAACACCCCUCCCCCGCCGUCGCCCACCCACCUCCACACUCAUACAACCCUUACGCCCAAUACACCCAGUCAAUAUCCGUCCCGCCCAACGUCUCCGCCCCAGUGACGUCCCCCAACGCCGAAACAGCCGAAACGCUCUUCUGGAACCCCAUCCCCGGCAUGCCAGGCCCGAUCCUGCCGCGCAACACGUAUCCGCAGAUCAGCCCCAUGGGACUAGACACAAUGCUCCAGGCGCCAGAUAUGGGCGACCGGUUGGUGCGGGAUGGGUUUAAGAUGAGCGAGGAGUGGCAGACGAAGUUCGAGCGCGGCGUAUAG